Molecule: messenger RNA, 7455 nt
Organism: Ricinus communis (castor bean)
Lineage: Eukaryota; Viridiplantae; Streptophyta; Magnoliopsida; Malpighiales; Euphorbiaceae
Product: DNA polymerase epsilon catalytic subunit A
Exons: 49
Coding region: 175-6858 (2227 amino acids)
Biological process (GO): DNA replication proofreading; leading strand elongation; mitotic cell cycle
Cellular component (GO): epsilon DNA polymerase complex; nucleus
Molecular function (GO): single-stranded DNA 3'-5' DNA exonuclease activity; DNA binding; nucleotide binding
Source: RefSeq, a predicted model, not a curated record
GUCAUUACGAAAAAAAUGCCAAAAUGAUUUGCGCGGGAAAAUCCUUUAUCCCUAACCUUUACUCUCGCGGCACACACGAAAUCAGAUCACAAAAGGUUUUGCAAUACCGCAACCAAACAUUUACACUUGUUUUAAUGUUUCCUUAACUAAAUCUUCAUCAUUAACUUAAUAAAAAUGAACGGCAAGGAUAACCGGAGACGAGACCGGAACAAUUACAACCGGAGCUCAAAGAAGCAGAAGCUGAUUCGAAAUGCUGAGGAAGAGCUUGACUCAAAGCUCGGUUUCGACCUCUUCACUGAAGGCGAUAAACGCCUCGGCUGGCUUCUCACUUUUGCAUCCUCAUCUUGGGAGGAUGAAGAAACGCGAAGAGUGCAUAGUUGCGUUGAUCUCUAUUUUGUAUCUCAGGAUGGUUCUGCUUUCAAGUCUAAGUUUAAGUUCCGUCCUUAUUUCUAUGCUGCCACAAAGGAGAAAAUGGAAAUGGAUGUUGAGGCUUAUUUGCGACGAAGAUAUGAAAGUCAAAUUGCUGAUAUUGAGAUUGUAGAGAAGGAAGACCUUGAUCUUAAAAACCAUUUGUCUGGUUUGCGUAAAAGAUAUUUGAAAAUAUCUUUCUCUACCGUUCAACAAUUAAUGGAUGUGAAGAAAGACCUAUCACAUGUUGUUGAAAGAAACCGGGCAAAGUUUGACACUGCUGAUGCAUACGAGUCUUUAUUAACAGGGAGAAGAGAACAAAGGCCCCAAGAUUUUCUAGAUUGUAUAGUCGAUCUUCGUGAGUAUGAUGUUCCAUACCAUGUUCGUUUUGCCAUUGAUAAUGAUAUUCGAUGCGGGCAGUGGUAUGAUGUUAGUGUAUCCAGUAGUGGCGUUAUGCUUGAAAGGAGGACUGAUCUUCUGCAACGUGCUGAAGUUCGCAUAUGUGCAUUUGAUAUUGAAACAACCAAGCUCCCGCUGAAGUUUCCAGAUGCUGAUUAUGAUUUAAUAAUGAUGAUAUCUUACAUGAUUGAUGGACAGGGGUUCUUGAUUAUUAACAGAGAGUGUGUAGGGGAAGAUAUAGAGGAUCUGGAGUAUACUCCAAAACCUGAAUUUGAAGGGUGCGUCAAAGUAACCAAUGUGAAAAAUGAGGUAGAACUUCUUAAACAGUGGUUUGCCCACAUGCAAGAGGUGAAACCUGGUAUUUAUGUUACAUACAAUGGUGAUUAUUUUGACUGGCCAUUUCUGGAAAGCCGAGCAGCUUAUCAUGGGAUCAAGAUGAGUGAUGAGGUUGGUUUUUCUUGCGACAAGAAUCAGGGAGAGUGCCGUGCUAGAUCUGCUUGCCAUUUGGAUUGUUUUGCUUGGGUCAAACGUGAUAGUUAUCUUCCUCAAGGGAGCCAUGGCCUUAAGGCUGUUACUAAGGCAAAAUUGGGUUAUGAUCCAUUGGAGGUCAAUCCAGAAGACAUGGUUCGGUUUGCUAAAGAAAAACCUCAGACAAUGGCCUCCUAUUCAGUUUCUGAUGCUGUUGCUACUUACUAUCUGUAUAUGACCUACGUUCAUCCAUUCAUUUUCUCUCUUGCGACUAUAAUUCCCAUGUCACCAGAUGAGGUUUUACGCAAAGGUAGUGGAACACUUUGUGAAAUGCUUCUUAUGGUGCAGGCAUAUAAGGCAAAUGUUAUCUGCCCUAACAAACACCAAUCUGAACCCGAGAAGUUCUAUAAGAACCACCUUCUUGACAGCGAGACAUAUAUUGGUGGCCAUGUGGAGUGCCUUGAAAGUGGUGUUUUUAGAUCUGACCUACCAACUCAUUUUAAGCUUGAUCCAUCGGCAUAUGACCAACUGAUCGGAAACCUUGAUCGAGACCUUCAAUAUGCUAUAAUAGUAGAGAGCAAGAUGGACUUGGAUUCAGUCUCCAAUUAUGAUGAGGUGAAGAACGCCAUCAUGGAAAAGCUUGUGAUGUUGAGAGAUGAACCAGUUCGUGAAGAGUGCCCUCUCAUUUAUCAUCUAGAUGUGGCUGCUAUGUAUCCCAACAUUAUUUUGACAAACAGGCUUCAGCCGCCCUCUAUAGUUACAGACGAGAUAUGUACUGCAUGUGACUUCAACCGUCCAGAUAAAACUUGUCUCCGAAAGCUUGAAUGGGUUUGGCGUGGAGAAAUCUUUAUGGCAAACAAAAGCGACUAUUAUCAUUUGAAGAAGCAAAUUGAGUCUGAGUUUGUCGAUGGCAUUGAUGGUCAGUUGUCAAAACCAUUUCUUGACCUCCCUAAGGUGGAGCAACAGUCAAAGCUCAAAGAGCGUCUAAAGAAAUACUGUCAGAAGGCAUAUAAACGGGUAAUUGACAAGCCUGUCACUGAACUGCGGGAAGCAGGUAUCUGCAUGCGUGAAAAUCCAUUUUAUGUUGACACUGUCCGCAGCUUUCGGGAUAGAAGAUAUGAAUAUAAAGGACUUAAUAAACUUUGGAAGGGGAAGCUGUCAGAAGCCAAGACUAGUGGAAAUCCCAUCAAGAUCCAGGAAGCACAGGACAUGGUUGUGCUUUAUGAUUCACUGCAACUUGCACACAAGUGUAUACUUAAUUCUUUCUAUGGAUAUGUCAUGCGCAAAGGUGCAAGAUGGUACUCGAUGGAAAUGGCUGGUGUAGUUACAUAUACAGGAGCAAAAAUUAUUCAGAAUGCUCGGUUGCUUGUUGAAAAAAUUGGAAAACCACUUGAGUUGGACACUGAUGGUAUUUGGUGUGUUCUCCCAGGAUCUUUUCCAGAGAACUUUACAUUUAAAACAAAGGACUUGAAGAAAAAAUUAACAAUAUCAUAUCCCUGUGUAAUGCUUAAUGUUGAUGUAGCAAGAAACAAUACAAAUGAGCAAUACCAGACACUUGUAGAUCCUUUAAAUAAGACAUAUGCAACGCAUAGUGAAUGUUCAAUUGAAUUUGAAGUUGAUGGCCCAUACAAGGCAAUGAUUCUUCCUGCUUCGAAGGAAGAAGGUAUUUUGAUUAAGAAGCGUUAUGCUGUUUUCAAUGAUGAUGGUACCCUUGCUGAGCUUAAAGGUUUUGAAAUCAAGCGUAGAGGUGAGCUGAAGCUCAUCAAAGUUUUCCAGGCUGAGCUUUUUGACAAGUUCCUCCAUGGAUCAACUUUAGAGGGAUGCUAUUCAGCUGUAGCUGCUGUAGCCAACCGGUGGCUUGAUCUUCUUGAUAAUCAAGGGAAGGAUAUUGCUGACAGUGAGUUGCUUGAUUAUAUAUCUGAAUCAAGCACAAUGAGCAAGUCCUUGGUAGACUAUGGUCAACAAAAGUCAUGUGCAGUGACCACCGCAAGGCGUCUCGCUGAUUUUCUUGGUGAUACCAUGGUUAAAGAUAAAGGAUUGCGUUGUCAAUAUAUAGUUGCAUGUGAACCAAAGGGAACACCUGUGAGUGAACGUGCUGUUCCUGUUGCAAUAUUUGAAACUGAUGCUGAAAUAAUGAAAUUCUAUUUAAGAAAAUGGUGCAAGACAUCAACAGAUAUAGGCAUUAGAUCUAUCAUUGACUGGUCCUAUUACAAGCAACGACUAAGUUCAGCAAUUCAGAAAAUUAUUACAAUUCCUGCUGCAAUGCAGAAGGUUGCAAACCCUGUCCCUAGGGUAGUUCAUCCAGAUUGGCUUCAUAAAAAGGUCCGUGAAAAGGAGGAUAAAUUUCGUCAGAGAAAAUUGGUUGAUAUCUUCAGGUUAUCCAGCAAGGAAGAUUUUGUAAGGAAGAAUAAUGACACCAUCACUGACAAUUGUAUGAUGGAUGAGGAGAAUGUUGAGGAUUUGGAAGACUUCCGAAACAAAAGCAUUUCUACAAAUGGGCCUAGACCAAUUGUUCAUUGUUAUGCAACCAAUAGUGAAGAACAUUCAGUCAAGGCAACUGGGAGAAUGGAUUCCUCACAUCAGCAAACUGAUAAUGGUGAAAGUGUACAUGAACUGUCUUCAUUGGUGCAACAAACUGCAUCCUCUGGAGAAUCUAUUGACAGAAAUGUAGAUUAUCAGGGGUGGCUUGAAUUAAAGAAGAGAAAGUGGAAAGAUACUCUCGAAAGGAGGAAGAGACAAAGGUUGGGAAAUCUGAGGAAUUCAAGUCAUGCUAAUGGUGAUUUUGAGCCAUUAAGCAGUGUGAUAAAUCGUAAGAAAGCUCAGAGCAGAACUGGUGUUGGUUCAUAUUUUACAACACAUGAAAUAGCCCUAACACGAUGCCACUGGCAGAUCAUCCAGCUGUUUCCAGGCUCACAUUGUGGCGAAUUUUUUGCUUGGGUGGUUGUGGAAGGAAUCAUGCUCAAGGUUCCUAUAACAGUUCCAAGAGUAUUUUACCUCAACUCCAAAGCACCUAUAACAGAAAAAUUUCCUGGAAGACGUGUGAACAAGACACUUCCUCAUGGAAGGCACAGCUAUAACCUAGUUGAGGUUAUCAUAGAUGAAGAUAAAUUUAAAAAAGAAAGCAAAAAGCUAGCGGCUCUUCUUGCAGAUCCAGAAGUUGAGGGAAUAUAUGAAACAAAGGUGCCAUUAGAGUUUAACGCCAUACUUCAGAUUGGUUGUGUCUGCAAAGUAGAUAAAACAGCUAAGAAACGUAAUGCUCAGGAUAGAUGGAGUCUGAAUGAACUGCAAAUGAAGACAACAACAGAAUGUUCUUAUUUGGAGCAAUCAAUCUCCUUCUUUUACCUGUAUCAGAGCAUCUCUGAAGGACGUGCUGUUGUUGUUGUCUACUUGCCUUUUUUAAGAACUGUCUCUGUUGUGGUUGUCAAUCCUUAUCAAAAUAAGGAUUUAUCACCAUCUUUUCUUGAAAGACAGUUCCGUGAAGCUUGCAUUGCAUUGUCUGUUGAACCACCAACACCUAGGAAUGCUAUUGUUUUCAAAGUGGAUUAUGUUGGACAUGUCAAGGAUGCUGAGAGGAUUUUACAGGGAACAAUACGAGAAGUCAGAGAUAAACACCAUGGACCUACACUUGCUGUCAUUGAAUGCCCAAAUGAUCAUUUGAUGAAGUCAGGCAUACCAGCUCUUGAUAAUUUCCCUUGUGUGAGGAUACCUUCCAACGCUCGUGACAGUCAGUAUCAGGUCCUUGGGUGGCAACAAGCGGCUGCAAAAACUGCAAUGCAACGUUCUGCUGCAUCAUCUCAGUGGUUGAAUGAAAGGAUUACUCUCUCAAGAUAUGCCCACGUACCUUUGGGAAAUUUUGAACUUGACUGGCUUAUAUUUACGGCAGAUGUUUUCAUCUCCAGAGCAUUACGAGAUCAGCAACAGUUGCUUUGGAUAUCUGAUGACGGUGUUCCUGAUCUAGGAGGGAUUAGUGAAGAAUCUUCAUGUUUUGCAGAUGAGGUCCAUCAACCUAUCCUCACAUACCCUGGAGCAUAUAGGAAAGUUUCUGUGGAAUUGAAGAUUCAUCACCUGGCUGUAAAUGCUCUGCUGAAAAGCAGCCAAGUGAAUGAAAUGGAAGGAGGUGCCUUAUUAGGAUUUGACCAGGACAUGAGUUCUGGUUCACACAUUUGUGAACAAUAUGGCGUUGAUGAGGCUACCUCAUCUGCACCUGCAUUGCGUGUCCUGAAACAGCUGAUCCAGAGGUGUCUUGCAGAUGCAGUUACAUCGGGAAGUGUGUUCGCUGAUGCACUAUUGCAACAUCUUUAUCGAUGGCUGUGCAGCCCUCAAUCAAAGCUUCAUGACCCAGCUCUUCACCGUGUACUCCACAAGGUCAUGCAAAAGGUGUUUGCUUUGCUUUUGGCUGAAUUUCGCAAGUUAGGUGCCACAAUCAUUUUUGCAAAUUUUUCAAAAGUUAUCAUAGACACAGGAAAGUUCAGUCUAUCUGCAGCAAAAGCUUACUGUGAUAGCUUGCUCAAAACUUUGCAAACUAGAGAACUAUUUGAAUGGAUUGAGCUUGAGCCAUUGCAGUUUUGGCAUUCCUUGCUUUUCAUGGAUCAGUAUAACUAUGGUGGAAUUCCAGCUAGAGCUGAUGAUAUUUCACACAGUGAAUCUCAAGGGGCGCAUUCCCAGAGACAAGAGUCACAAGUGGAUAUUGUAUCAAGCUGGAAUAUUGCUGAAUACUUACCCAAGACAAUUCAGGACCAUUUUGUCUUGAUUGUCUCAGAAUUUAUGUUUAUUCCCUGGGAAUAUGCACAAAAGCAAGAUGCAAACAAAGCAUCUUUGCAGGAUGUCAGCUCUUGUACUCCCUCAAUCACCAUAUCAGCUGCUGAGACAUAUGAAUCACACAUAGUGGAAUAUCUUAAAGGGCAGAUCAGCACUUACUUCACAGACAAACUCCUAGGAAUUGUUCGUGAAACUGUUCUUCAUAUGAAGGGGAUUAAUAAGUCUGAAAAUGAUCAACCAUCAUCUGGUUUCCCACAAGUUGCUGGUAACAUUCAUAAAAGGGUUCCCGCAUUGGAAUUUAUUAAGCAUGUCUGUGCUGUUCUGGUCCUUGACCUCAACGUGCAGCAUGAAGUUCUGGUGAUGAGAAAGAAUCUAUUAAAAUAUGUAAGAGUGCGGGAGUUCGCUCCUGAAGCUGAGUUUCAUGAUCCCUGCCCUUCAUUCGUCUUGCCAAAUGUAAUUUGCAGCUACUGCAAUGAUUGCAGAGAUCUAGAUUUGUGUCGUGACACAGCUCUACUGGCUCAAGAGUGGCGCUGUGCUGUCCCACAGUGUGGCCAGCCUUAUGACCGGGAGGGAAUGGAGAAUGCUCUUCUUCAAAUUGUACGGCAGAGGGAACGUCUAUAUCAUCUGCAGGAUCUAGUGUGCAUUAGGUGCAACCAGGUCAAAGCCGCACAUCUGGCAGAACAGUGUGCAUGUGCAGGAGCAUAUCGAUGCAAGGAAGAUGUGUCUGAAUUUCGCUCCAAAAUGCAGAUUUUCUUAAAUGUUGCCAUUUCUCAGAAGUUUCAACUCCUUCAAGAGUGUACUUCAUGGAUAUUAGAAGUGCACUAGCAGCUGGUCUUUAACAUUUCAUCAUGUUCAUAGCAUUGAACUGGGUACGGCUGUGUGUCAAAGGGACAAAUGUGCAGCAGGGAAGAGAAUAUUGGUAAGUACUCAUCUGCAAGUCAAAUCCAGAUGAAUGCAACUUGGAAGCAUCGAAUGAUGGGGAAAUGGCAGUCUGAUGAGGUGAUAAUAUUCUCUGCGAUGGUAAAAUUUUCGACUUGGCGAUCGUAUUGGUAAAAGCUUCAUUGCUGAAGCAGUUAAUGCAAGCAGGCCGAAUGCUUCCAUCGCUUGAUCAGAUUCUUAGCAGCAAUGGCAUACAUUGAAGGCAACCCAUUUAAGGGAGAAACUUUCAGAGGCUCCUGAACACAAUGUUCUUUCUACUUUCCCUCUUCCCAAGAAUAUGUUAGUGGAAAGAAAGGAUGGGAGGGAUUAUACAUGUAUCAUCAUAGUAAUUAUAUUGAUUACAAAUUAUUUGAUGUAUAUUGUCCAAAUUGUAGAUAAAUUUUCCUCUUUUUGACAUUGAUGAUUCAAAUUACUUCUACAUUCCCUGUACAAUCCCUUGAUUCUUUUCAGAAAUAUAAUAUAGAUAGGUAGUCACAUUAUUAA